Messenger RNA from Fusarium keratoplasticum, 900 nucleotides. RefSeq lists its product as uncharacterized. Lineage: Eukaryota; Fungi; Ascomycota; Sordariomycetes; Hypocreales; Nectriaceae. The transcript has 4 exons. Bases 1 to 900 code for a protein of 299 amino acids. The record is from RefSeq and is a predicted model, not a curated record.
AUGGAUAUCUCCGAUGAUUCUGAUUUCUACGGUGACGAGGAAACCGUCAUGAACCUCCAGCAACGUGUCCAGGACUUCGACGUCGACGCCUGGAUGUUUCAGCAGCAAGAAAACCCCGGGAGGGCUGUCCCUCGCAGCACCCUCGUCGGUGAUACCUCGCAUCUUCACAACCCUUAUGCCGGUGUUCCCUAUGCAUGGCAGCUCACAGAGACCGUGGACGAGUUUCUUGUUCGACUACCUCCCAAGACGACAGAACUGUCAGAGGAAAUCCCCUGGAUCUUCAUCUGCAACCCCUACAUCCCGCGAGUGGAAAAGACCAUGGCCCAGAACCAGCUUAGCAAGGGUAAUGAGGACGAGGCCCCCGAGGAAGAGGGAAGCAGAACAGCCCUUGUCAUAGAGGGCGGGCACGAGAGACUCCAAAUUGCCUCUAGGUUUAUACAAGGCAUCCCGAGGAAUGUACCCAUUUCGGUACAGGAGCGAGAGGCCAACAAGGAAACGAAGAGUGCGGCAGAGGACAUACUGCAGCUGGCACACGCCGCCAAAGUCCGCGCAGGCAAGUGGAUGCUCUUUUGCCCUCCAGCAGAGGUCAACGACGUAUGGGACAUAGUGGCCAAGGCAACAGCCAACAACGAACUCGGCAUUGCCGCAAAGGUUGCCCCCAAGCCUGUCGACGAGGAUUCUCGCAGGGAUCGACUCAUCUGCGUGUACACGACCGAUUUCGCAGACAAGGCUGAUGUUGGUCGGGUUCUCCAAAAGCUGAGAGAGCUCAGAUUGGUAGAGGCUCGAGGGCGGCCAAUCUACUACAAGCCAGAUGCGUAUACCUACAUCGGAAUAUCUUCUGGGAACAUUUGGGGCCUAAAAGCGUCCAUCUAUAGCUCAAAUGACAUAUUCAAGAGCUGA